AUGUCGAAGCUUAAGUCGAUCCCACUUCUAUCGGUGCAGGCUGAAGCACUUGAUCUUGUCGGGAAGUUGCCAUUGGGUGACUCCACCGUCAACACUCUAAUGUUGGAGCUGUUUGCGGAGCGAGUGGACACAAUCGUCGUCGAUACCGCCAUCGCUGGGAACGUGAUGAACGGGUUCUUACCGGUGGAGACUAUGGAGAAUACCUCAAAGCGAAAGAAGUCCUAG
Phytophthora nicotianae INRA-310 is the source of this 225-nucleotide messenger RNA. RefSeq lists its product as hypothetical. The record is from RefSeq and is a predicted model, not a curated record. The transcript is spliced from 2 exons. NCBI's taxonomy places the organism in Eukaryota, Oomycota, Peronosporomycetes, Peronosporales, Peronosporaceae. Bases 1 to 225 code for a protein of 74 amino acids.